CGUGGCCAUAAUAUCAAAAAAUCCCGACUAAAAUUCCAAAAUAAAAGAUAUCACGGGAUGAUAAUUUAGUUUGUUCUAUUAAUUUGUAUUGCCGCGGCAGGGUCCGCUCAAAUUUAAGGCUCAAUUUUAAAUUCGAGUUAAUGUGGUGCCAUACCACAGUCGCAAAGAUUUUCAACAAUCAAAAUAGUUUAAUAGUAAAAAAUGCGUCCGUGAGUGAGUAGUUUGGCGAAACAGCAUCGGAAGGAGAAACGGAAAACGGCGAAGGGCGUGCAAAGCAGAAGUAACGGUUCCUGGCGGCGUGUGUGCGAGUGUGUGUAAAAAUGUGCUUGGUGGACGACAAAAGAAACGGGAUGCGAUUGCAAGUGCGGAAUUAAAAUAAAAUUCACACGAAUUUAUGCGCCAUCCGCGUGUUUUUGCGAGUCCUGGGCCUUUGGAAAUUUGCAUCGUUGACGAGGCGGAAUGAAUCGAUGACUAUUUGCUGCUGAUACGGCCACAUCUGCCAGCUGUCUUGGUUCGCCUUCGCCCCUCUCGCUCGCUCAGUCGCGUUAUCCUGUGGAGCUCCAAUAAACAACAACAAAAACCAGAUUCCUUGCCCGAGGCUCGGCAUCCAAUUCAAACUCCAACCAGAUCCAACACGAACUUGGACUCGAACCGCAGCGAACUCCAACCGAAAGGCCUGCGCAGGAGUGAAAGAGAGAGGGCGAGAGAGACGGUGCGCGAACGGGCUCUCCGCCGGCAGUGGGAGUGGGAAAGGGAAGGUACGAGAGGCGGAAGUGGUGACAUCUGUUUUGCCGCUUUGUCAGUUGGCGGAUGCUGCUCCUGCCGAACACGAACGAACGCGAACGAGCACGAACGAACAAGGAGCGCAACGUGAACAAGUGUGGAAAUUGGAAUUUUUAUUCAAAACAAUGCCCCUGCUGCAACAGUACGACACCCCCGAUUGCUCCGGUUCUGGUGGCAACAUGCGAGCCCUGAGCGGAGGCUCCACAACGGAGUUGCUGCAGAAACACUCGAUAAGCUCCUACCUGGAUCACCACCAUCAGCAGCAGCAGCAACAGCAGCAUCACUUGCAACUGCAGCAACACCAACAGCAGCACAGUCUGUUGGAGAGAUGCAACGACGAUGGAUUGAUAUCUUUUAUAAACGAUCCAAUCACACUGAACGAUCUACUCGGCUUGUGCGGUGCCAGCACUGCCAAUGAAGUGGUCGGUACUGGCCAGACCCCCUCGACAUCAGCGCCGAUACUUGGAGCAGGAGGAGGCGGAAGAGCAAAUGGAGUUACAGCCGGCGCAGCAACGGCAACAGGAGUGGGAGUUGGAGCUGGAGGGACAUUACCUGGGCCAGGAGUUCCAUCGAUCCAGGGAGGUGGUGGAGGAGGAGUCGUGGGACAACAAACCAAUGCCUCGUGCAACACCUCAGCGGCUAACCCAUCAGCCAGCUUCGGUGGCAACGGCAGCAGCAGCGACGUCAAUAAUCUGCUGCUCGCCAGUGCUGCUGCCGCUGCCGCCGCGGCUGCCGGUGAUGGCGCUCAACUGUCCGCCAAUGCGGCAGCCUACGCUCCGCUGACGCCCAGCUCCACUCAUUCAUCGGCCUCGCCGGGCACAAAGUCCAAUUUUGACUACUUCCAGUUUGAAAAUGUUGCACAAAGUAACCCACUUAAGGCUUUCCAAAGAACAAACAUCAGCUUCGAUUGCUCUGCACCCUUAUCGCCAAGUACGCCUACAUCUAUUUACAAUCGCUCCUUUCACAGUUCACCUUUAGUCAGCGACAGCAGCAACUCGUCCAGCGGCAUUGGACUCUCCAUGGACUCCAUCAACAUGUUCUACAACCAGCAACAACAACAGCAACAGCCGGAGCAGCAAGGUUACACCAGUUUGGGCAACUCCAUGGGCAGCGGAUUGGGACUUAGUUUGGCAAACGCUUCCACGCGCUCGAACUCGCCAGAGAGUCAGAACAGCAGCAAUUCAACGACUGAACAAAAUCUACUGGACAUGAUUAAUUUGCUGUCUGUAAAUAGCAACAAAAUUCCACAUCAACAACAGCAACAACAACAGCAGCAGCAACAACAACAGCAGCAGCAACAACAGAAUCAGCAGCAAUUGCAGGUUCAGCAACAACAUCAGUUGCAGCAGCAGUUUGUUAACCUAAACAGGAACUACGAGCAACAGAUAUCUGCCAAUUUGGGUAGCCAACAACAUGGGUUCGAGCACAACGGCGUGGGUGUGGGUGCUUCUAGUAGCGGAAAUGAGAACUGCUUUAGCCAGUAUAAUCUAGAAAACAUCACCAGUGUGGACAUGGAGCUGGCCAAACUGCAGAAUUUGCAACGCAUCAACACGCUAAAGCUCCUGCAUGCCCAAGCUCAACAAAUGCCGCUGAUCAACCAGCUCCUGCAGAGCUAUGCCGGCAACGCCAUAGGCAGCGUCGGUGGAAGCAAUCUUGGUAACUUGAUGAGCGCAGGCGGAUCAUCACUGAUGACAGAAAUGGCGGGAAACGUUGGCGGCAUUAUAACCACCAACGAUGGCCACCUGGAUCGCGUAGCUAAGUUCUAUAAGAGUUCGGCUGCCCUGUGCGAUGCCACAUGCACAUGGAGUGGACACCUGCCGCCGCGUUCGCACCGUAUGCUCAACUAUUCUCCCAAGGUCUUCCUCGGCGGGAUUCCCUGGGAUAUUAGUGAGCAGUCGCUCAUCCAGAUCUUCAAGCCAUUUGGAUCUAUUAAAGUGGAGUGGCCCGGCAAGGAGCAGCAGGCGGCUCAGCCCAAGGGUUAUGUUUACAUAAUCUUUGAAUCGGACAAGCAGGUCAAGGCAUUACUUUCGGCCUGUGUGCUUCAGGUGGAUGAUUCUCACUGUGGUAGGAACUACUUCUUCAAAAUCUCUUCGCGGCGUAUUAAGUCCAAGGAUGUUGAAGUCAUUCCUUGGAUUAUCGCUGACUCCAAUUUUGUGCGAUCCAGCUCCCAGAAACUUGACCCAACGAAAACCGUGUUUGUGGGCGCACUGCAUGGAAAACUGACUGCCGAGGGCUUGGGAAAUAUAAUGGAUGAUCUUUUCGACGGCGUGCUGUAUGCUGGUAUAGAUACGGACAAGUACAAGUACCCGAUCGGAUCGGGACGUGUGACAUUUAGCAACUUUCGCUCCUAUAUGAAAGCUGUUUCGGCCGCCUUUAUCGAGAUUAGGACCACGAAGUUCACCAAGAAGGUGCAGGUGGAUCCCUACUUGGAGGAUGCCCUAUGUUCCAUAUGCGGUGUGCAGCACGGUCCCUACUAUUGUAGGGAAUUAUCGUGCUUCCGAUACUUCUGCCGCAGCUGCUGGCAAUGGCAGCACAGCUGUGACAUCGUCAAAAAUCACAAGCCCUUGACUCGCAACUCCAAGUCGCAGAGCCUGGUUGGCAUCGGACCAUCUUCGUCGAAUGUUUCGUUACCCUUCUCUGGCCAACGAAGUAUCAGGGACAACAGAAUGGGGAACGGUCAGCAUCAACAGCACCAGCAGCAUCAGUACCAACAGCAGAAACACCGUCAGCUGCAAGAAUACUCGCAGCCCCACAGUCUCAACGUGAUGGGAAACUCAGGAGCUGCCAAUGCCGCUGCUACAUCAAUGGUAACUCUUCAGCAGCGGCAAAUUCACAAGGUGCGAAUACAGCGUCAACAGCAUCAGGCGAUCUAGACUGUUACGGCUUUUAUCCACACCGUUUUAACGGAUGUUUCCGCAAUAUAAUGUGUGAGACUUUGGACUUGUAGGCGACGUAGAAAUAUGGCGGAGAUAGUUUUCUUGCAGCCGAUGGAGACCCGGGCUCAUCAUCGUCAUUAUCAUUGUAAACACAGUUUUAUUGAUGUGUAUAUAAUAUCGGUACAAUAUGAAGCUUACACUUUGAGUUUCAUUUAAGAUAAUUAUUGUUAGACGACUCCCCCAAAAACGAACACCCUCGAAUCGAAACAGAAGAGAGACCCCCAUUCAUACUAUUUUUUGAUAAUCAUGCUUACAUAUCAGCAUUUGGAGCUGGCAUUCGAAUGCUAAAUGAAUGAUACAUGAAAUGAGCAAUUUCAUUUACUCAUACCCCUCAUACAAAUACUACUCAAGUUACUUUUUGGCUAAGAAAGCAGUUAUUAAUUUCUAAUUUGUAUGUUUAAUUUUAAGGAAACGAAACCGCGCGGCAAAUGGCUACUUGAAAUGUCUCGACCAAUUUGCCGCGCUGCGAGAUUAGAAACACCAUUUUUGUUAUGUUUUGUGCUAUUACUGAGGAAUUUUAUGUAGUUUCUUUUUACAUAGCCAAGCCCCCGACUCGAGUUAAUAUGAUAUUAUAUUAUUUGGAUUGUCCGCUAAGCGUUUAUCAGGAAUUUCAAUUUUUAAGAAAACAUUUUAAAAAUUGUAAAUUCGUUUAACUCACCAGUCUCCCUUUUUUGUUUUUCAUUGAAUUGUUACACACAUGAGUUAUUAUAAAUAUACUGUUUAGUUUAUUUUUUGUUUUGGAUUAGCUUUAAGCAUUAUCCUUGUGAACAUUAACGCGAUGCCUGAUUGAUUGUUGAACUAUGUUUUAAGCAUUUAUCAUUCUUUGGCUUUUUUGGCUGUUCCAGUUUUAUAGCUCAUGGGCAAUAAGCAUAUAAUUUAUGUCUACUUUAUUUUUCAUGUAUUUUGAGAAAGGAUCUCUCUAGCGCUUAUCUAUAGAAAACACACAUAUGUAUGUAUACAAAAAUAUUACAUAGUGUACAUUACAAGGCUUUAUAUAAUUUAAAACUUGAUAAGUUUGUAAACCUACACAGAAUAGGAAAAAAAUACUUAAGUCUAUAUCUUAAACACGAAUUGAUCACUAAACGAUAAAAUAACGCACACACACCUAUUCACCAACCAAACAAAUAUACAAAAUCGCUAUUGAAUUCGCCUUGGUUUCAUUUGGCAUUUCCUAAUCCAAGCUCAACCCAACUAAACACUAACCUGCGCUUCCCAUGCUAAUUGUUAGUCUUAAGAAUUAAACGAAGUUAAUAUACUUAGUCGAAUAUCAAAAGUUAAAUUCAGACGAAUUUAAGCAUAAAAACAAUCAAAUUACUUUACCAAGCAACUGAAAUACUCCAAAAAACCAAAAAGCAACCAAUGUAAUCGAGUAGUUCAGACUUUACGAAACUAACGCUGCGGGUGUUAUGUGACAUUUUAACGCAUCACUAAUCUCUAGGCAUAAAUUGUUUUUAGCAUUAUCUCAAACAUCACACUUUCACACAGGCAUUACGAUGAACCUACAGGGAUUUUAUGGUAGUCUUCGAAAGAAUCAAAUACGAAACCAAGUAAUAAUAAACAAUAAUUGAAUGGAGAGUGUUAGCACAGAUGGCUAGACAGCUGCAGACUAGUUGAAUUUGUUUAGUUAUUGAUAUAGAUUUGCGAGAAUAAGCAAUUUUUUAAUUAACCGAUACGAGAACUGUGGAUUGAUUGCGGGUCUAGGGUAAACAUGGAUGCCUCUUAGUGUAACGGUUUCUGUUGUAGCGCCUACCUAGCUUAGUUUUCUUUGGCCUGGCCAGGCCAGAAAAUCCCCGAGAAACUCUGGCCAGCAGCUGGUCGGUGUAUAAGUAGCAAUAUACCCAAACCCACAAGUGCUGGACAAGUGCAUUGUUACUAACCAUUUACCAUUUACCAUUUACCUAGCUAUACUCACAUACAUAUUGCCUUCGAUUAGGAGAGAGGAAAGAGGAGAACCCAAGCAAAUCACCCACUUAAAUCGCUUUAAUGCCAACCACAAAUCAAAAUGCUUAUUGACUACUUUUAACGCAAAUGAAUGUACUGUAUAUUCCACAUCCUUUGCCUACCAAGCGAAAUCAGCCUGGAAAUAAGUAUAGAUCAUAGAUUGUAAAUGGAUAUCAGCAGGGGUCAAAAUAAGCUCCAUAGAUCCCAAUAUGAACCACAUAUAUUUUAAAGACAAGUUAUGAAUGAUGGGGAAAUAUCUUAACCUAAGCUAGUAAAGCUGUAUAGAUUAUACAGAUAAAAUGGUGCUUUAGCUGAAUUAUUAGUAAUCGUAAGACUUACCUUGAUAGGGAAAACAUAAAUGCUCCAACUGCAACAGCAAAAGAGGACCUUAUUUCACUUCUCACUCAUUGGAUAGAUUCACAUUUUUUAGCCUUAAUGUUUAUUAGGUGGGUGUUGAUAAAGCAGUAACAUUAUUUUAUUGAUAGAACCAGCAAAACGUUUAAAACCUAUUUGGAAACAAAGUGUUUUUAGCUCGCAAAAAUCAUGCUCACACAUUUCAAAUGCAUACAUACAUACAUACAUACACUAAAAUACCUACACUAGCACACAAAUAUAAAUACACACACACGCGUACACAUUCGUGAACAAUUUUAAAUAACUAUAAAAUUUACCAUAUUUUUAUUAAGCAAACAAAUGAACAAAUGAAGAUACGCCCAAACAGGGCGACUUUUAAAUGGAACUUUUUAAGGCUAUUUCGGCAAGAAUUAAUUGGCGACCCAAUCUCGAUCGUAUGUUACACAGUUUUACUUUAACGUUUUUAACGCUUUUACAAGCUUAAGAGCCAAAGAUAACGUGAAUUUUAAAUUAACACAUGCAUGUGUGAGGCAAACAGUUUUAAACUUUUCCAUACUGGCUUUUCGAUUUAUUUAAAAUUAUAGUUUUUUUCCUAUCGAAAUAAACUAAAACUAAAGAGCAGAUUAGGGAGAUUAAACAAAUGUAUCAAAGAUUAAAUCCAAUAUGUGAAGAAACACAAGAAAAUAAAGUUUAAACGAAAUGUAAAGGAACCAAAAUCGAACGCUUCCCACGCAAAACCGAUAAUAUUAAAUUUUAGCAAAGUAAAAAAAAACAAAAAUGGAACAUUAAGAAAAUAUGCAAAGCGAACUUAGGUAACAAUAUAUAUAUAAAAAUAAUUAACAAUCCAAAUCCAAAUACAUAUAUUUCAAAAAAAUAAACAUAUUUUACCGACGCAAGUCAUCUGAUUAUCCAAACGUCUACUUUUAAGCCAUUCUACACUAUACAGAGUAAUUAUUUUUAAACUCAGCUAAGGUGCAAAUCAAUGAUGAGGAAGUUCUAUCGAUGGAAUAUCUUUACUUAUGCCGAUAUCUUUAGCACGCAUUAACUAACCUAUUCUGUACUCUAAACUAACUCCAUACUACUCGUAUUCGAAACCCUAUACCAGAUAUUUUUACUAUCGUAUUACUGAUGUACUGUCAACUGUAUUCAAAGACACAAGCGAACAUGUGAGACACAUUUUGGGGGAACAUUAGCAAGAACUUUGCAAAUUGAAUUUUAAACCAACAAUAUUUGCCCGGCAAAUAUGUUAAAAUUAAGCGUAAACCUAGCGAGUAAGCAUAAGAAUGCAAUAAGAACGGUUUUUAAAAAGACUAUUAUACAACCUAUAUAUAUAUACACCAAUGAAUAUUAAAUAAUAAUUCAGAACGGAAUACUAAGCUUUUAAUGCAAUAAUCAAAUACCACAUAUAUACUAUAUACAUACACUUACAUAUAAAUAUAUAUUUUAAUAAUUACUUGCGGGGCAACCGAAUUGAGUUAAGAGCCCUGAAUUCGUAUACUGUUAUAGCAGAGGAUGAGAGUAAAGGAUAUUUAGAAGAAUAUUUAGUAACGGCCCUCGUCCUUUCGCCCAAUAUAAAGGGGUUGGCGGGGGUUCGACUAAUUGAUUUUCCCACCUUAUAUAGGAAUAUAAACAAAAAUUACUGCAGUGCCAUUUUAAAUAGCUUCCGAUAAGAAUAAAUAUAUACAUAAAUAUAUAAAGCAAGACGUAAAUUGGUACAUAAAGACCUAAUACAGUUGGUUAUUAGUUUUUGGAGGCACCUAAAAAAGUCCAGACUUCUUUUUUAUGGGUAAACCGUACACCAUAUCGAGGGAUUACAGCAUAUACAGUAUACCCAACAUGGAAGAUUGUACAGUUUUACUGUAGAAAAGAGUUGGAACAAAUAUUUUGUAGCCGAUCCUUUAACUUUGGCCACUGUUCAUGCAAUAUAAAUACAUACAAAUAUAAAUAUAUAUACCUAUUUAUGUACUAAAUAAUUAUUAUAUAUUGUUAUGAGCAAGAGUUCAAAUUGCAUUAUGGUUAUAAAGAAUACAGACAGAUACACAACUAUAAAAGCAAAUGGAACAAAGUUGAACAUAUUUUGAGUGCAUGAACUCUUUUUGGGAACUUUUUGAGGCUUUUUUUUUUUGUAAGUGAAGCGAACAAACUUCAAUCGAAUAUCCAAUGAUACUAAUAACAAUAACAAAAGUAUAUAACUCAUGUAGCUAGGUAUAUUAUCGAAAAUUAAUAAAUCCCAAAAAUAUCUAUAUCAAAAUAACAUGAAUUUUAAUGAACCCCGUUACAUAAACAGCAAACAUAAAGGCUAAAAAUAAAAUGAUAAACACCACUUCAUUCAUACUUCGUACAUCUAAAGAGCUUACCAAUGGAAGCAGUCAAGCAGAGCAAACUAAAAACGAUAAUAACUAAAAAAGUAAUUGUUAAUAUUUAUGCGCUUGCGACGGCACACAAACACAAGCAAAUAAACUAUGUACAAUGAAAAUAUAUUUACUAACAAAUGUUAUUUUUAACCAAAGCCAUAGAGGUCAGAUCUUGGGCUCCUGCCCGACCAACUGAUCUGGUCCCUCAUGUAAUCUAUAAAUCCAAAUAUUUAAAUUGAAACCAUGCAUAACAAGUAUUAUAUCAGACAUAUGAGUAUUUUAAAUAUGCCUAAGACACAUUGUAUACAAUGACUGCUAAACCGACAAAACAAAUCGUUCUCGUGAACGACAAAUAAUACGAAUAACUCUGGUAAAUGAACCCUCGCCAGAGGGCUGACAAUAUAUGUACAUUAAGUUAAACAUUCUGCUGGCUAAGAAGGGAAUUAACAAUACACAAACUGACAUAUACAUGUAUGGGAAUCUAAAAACACACAAUAAAAGAAAUAACAGAUAAUAAAGGACACACAGACC
Molecule: messenger RNA, 8899 nt
Organism: Drosophila melanogaster (fruit fly)
Lineage: Eukaryota; Metazoa; Arthropoda; Insecta; Diptera; Drosophilidae
Gene: orb
Product: oo18 RNA-binding protein
Exons: 10
Coding region: 909-3656 (915 amino acids)
Biological process (GO): translation; regulation of translation
Cellular component (GO): cytoplasm
Molecular function (GO): mRNA 3'-UTR binding; RNA binding; translation regulator activity
Source: RefSeq, marked reviewed